Aplysia californica (California sea hare) is the source of this 8673-nucleotide messenger RNA. RefSeq lists its product as uncharacterized. Bases 273 to 2333 code for a protein of 686 amino acids. The transcript is spliced from 4 exons. NCBI's taxonomy places the organism in Eukaryota, Metazoa, Mollusca, Gastropoda, Aplysiida, Aplysiidae. Gene Ontology annotation, molecular function: nucleic acid binding. The record is from RefSeq and is a predicted model, not a curated record.
UGCGGCCAGAUUUUUGUCCUGAGAUAGCUUACAGUAGGCUACAGUACUACAGUCUUUUGCUGCAGGAAAUUGUUGCAGUUGCAGUGCUGCGAACUGCGAAGAGCAGCUAGAUCUAGCUAGAUAUCUAGUGUAGCCCAAGUUAGAACAUGCAUGAUCGAUGUGCUGGAAUCAAUGUCAGUGAACAGGAAUGUAGUGAUGUUGGAGUCAGUGAGACUUUUAUAUUAUUCAACUUAGAUCUAGCCCCUUCACUUUCCAAAAGUUGAUUUUUAUUCAUGCAUGAUUCCCGUUAUUCCGUUAUUGGUGAAAUUGAUGGUCUCGAAUUCGAAAGAAGAAAAAUGGAAGAGCUUUCUGUGUGCAGAACCUUCAGCUCUUUUCAGUCUUUGCAGGACGCGGUCGAAACUGCAAUGAGAGGUCCAGUAUCGGUGCUUUCAUGUAGCAAGUCAGUGGAGCAAGCCAACAGAGAAGUGGCGGCUGGGGAAGGAAAGUUUCCUGAAAUACUUAAGUACAAGAGUGUGAGACUAGGUUGUAAGCAGCUUGGGAGGGCUGAUUUUAAAUCUGGUACUGUACGGCAGUCCCCUCCAAAACUGCAGUGUCCAGCUCAUGUGAUCGCUGUGGCUGACCGAGACCUGGGUGCCCUGUGCAUCAAGCAAGUGUCUCUGUCACACAACCACCCGGUGACCCCAACUGCUUCCACCUCAGGCUCAGUGCCGAUGCGACAACUGUUGCCAGAGUUACUGGACGAUGGUCACCAGAUCUCUGAUGUUGGCUUGACUGUUACUGUGUCAUACAAAGAAAAUGGCUGCUCAGAGCCAUCUGUAGGGAGCAGUGUUGGCCAUGCUAUUGGACGGGAAGAGUUGGUGCAAAGCUCGGAAACGCUGACAGCGACGCCUGAUGAUUACGAUAAUGAAGAUGAUGAGGAAGAUGAAGAUGAAAAUACUGAAGAUAAUGACGAAGAAGAAGAAGAUGAGGAAGAAGAAGAAGCAGAGGUUAAUGAGGCCAGCAUCAGUGGUGGGACAUGUUCAAAGUCAAAGAAAGCUUUAAGUUCCUCUCCGCCUAGAAGUGGCUCAAAGAAGCGGAAGUUUUCCACCAAGCACUAUGGGCGAUACUCACCCGAGGACCUCCAGAGAGCCUAUGAUGCCAUCAAGAAAAAGGGUCUGUCUGUGUACACAGUGGCCCGCAUGUGUGGAAUCCCAAAAUCAACACUAUACGAUCGGAUCAAUGACCGGAGCCCUUUCGGACUAGGUGGAAGGCCCAAUGCUCUAAAGACCAAAAUCUUAGAUGAAGACACAGAACGACAGAUGGUGGAGCACAUGAAACAUAUGGAGAUGAUUGGCCAGGCCUUGAGCCAAGCUGACAUCCUGGCCCUAGCCACCAAGCUUGCGCACUCGAUUGGAACGGUUGCCAGUGACAGGGUCAUCAGUCGUAGCUGGUACAAAGCCUUCCUCCAGCGGUGGCCCACGCUCAAAAAGUCAACUGGGAGCAGUGAAAAAGCAACAGUAGAGACCUGUGUGUUUCGUAGGCCUCGGACUAUGUAUGAGUAUCGUACAGGACUUAAGUCUGUUCUGGACAGAUACCGUACACUCAGUAAACCGCAGUUCCUAUACAAGCUAGAGGAGGUUCUGCUAUGUGCAGGUGAACCACACCCACGGGCUAAAAUGUGUUCUAAUGUGAGUGUAGAUCAUAAAGAGAUUAUGUGCUCCGUUCUGCUUUGUGGGAAUGCCCUUGGCUACAGCUUGCCCCCUUUCCUCAUCUUCCGUAAAUCAAGAAAGAACUCGCAUUUGCCUGGAAUGUGCAUGGAGGGAGCGUCUUUCAAGCAGUCGGAUGGCGGGCGUCUCACUCCUUCUUUAUUGAAAGAAUUUUUGCAAGAUCAUUUCCUGCCCCAAAUAGUGCGACGGACAGGGGAGCAGGUCAUUUUGUUGUACGCUGACUCCUGUGAUUUGUUGUCCACGUCGAUUCUAGAGUGGGCGAGUUCCCAAGGGACAGUUGUGUUCAGACUGCCACUCAACCAAGUUUCACCAGCAGCCCCUUCCUCUCUUGAUUUUGGCUGUUUUGAGCAGUUUGCCAAAGGCUUUAGUGAUGCCUGUUCUGUGCACCUCGAGGAACACAAAAAAGUUCUGACCAAGGAUUUUCCUGCCCUAGUGUUCAAUGCAAUGUUAGGAUCUGUAACAGUGAAGAAUUUAAAGGCAGCCUUCUGUAAAGCUGGAGUUUUUCCUUGGGAUUCUGGUACAGUGGACUUGACCCGCCCACUGGCAAGUGACGUCAUUGAGAAAAUGGGAAGAAAGGUUCAGGGGAGGAAUAGUCAUCGCAGCUCCAAACGAAAAAAGACAAGAUAGUUCUUGCAUGUUGUGGGUUGUUUCUAAAAAUGUUGUAGAGAACUGUGUUUUCCAAGUCACAGAACUGUGUUUUCCAAGUUACAUUAAUGUCAGUGACACCCAGUGACCACGUGCGUUACUUGUGUAGAGACAGUGAAGCAGGUUGCUGGAUGUAGCAAAGGGAAAAAUUACCUUCAAGAGGAAAUUGGUUAAAGUUUGGAAAAGGAAACAUAACCAAAGAAAUUUGUACUUGAAGUCACCCUUGGCAGGAAGGGCCAAACCUCCCAGGUCACUCGAAGAAUGACUCGAAAACCCACAUGUAUCAAAUCAAGGACUCCUCCUACCAGUCCAGCAUACCAUACUGCCCUUAUUUAGAUAGAGAACUGAGACACGGGAGCAUUCUUACAGUCUGCCCACUCUCCACUACUGUGAGGUCAUUGACCUGACCACAGCACAGCCCCAGAUGCUCCAACUCCCCAGCAAUGAGGAGGAACUGCUGAAGACAGAAGACAGUGAUUAAAAUUGUUUUCAACGCUACUAGUAAACUAACGGAAUAAUCAGUAUGGAUACCUUGCGGGCUUUGGUGCUGGGGGGAACUGAGCAUUUAAGGACCUGUCCGAUGUGCAAUGACGUUGUUGCCCAGGACAGGUAAUACAGGUAAUACAGUAGACUAACACUAAAGCCAUUGUCAUUAAUGACUGUUUCUGCAUACAACAAAACUCCCACCUGUGCAAGGACUGAUAGUGAGUGGACACUCAAGUAUGGUUUUCUACUGUAGUAUUUAUCUUAUGUUACCUUUCACUUCCAACGGCGUAGAUCUCGUGGAUCCCCGGGCGCCCGGCGACUGCUGUGUGUUGUCUCCGUUACGGUUAGGACUGACGCUCUCUCUUCUCACGUUGAGUUUUUAGUCUCCAGUCGAUCUUGUUUGUACUCAUCAGUGCACGGGGAAAAACUGCUACCCGUGCACAACCAAUUGGCCAGAAAGUCGCCCCCCAAAACUAGUCAAGUUUUGGAGACGUGAAAGGCUAAAAUAUUGGCCUUACAUUACCCCCCCUCCCAGUGCUGUGCACAGUGCGGAUAGUACGAUGCACUAUGCACGAAAUAAUUGUUUAUCCCUACAGGUCCAACCUCUCUGGUGGCCGGACUGUACGUCCUGUCCGUAUGGACUGGUGGGUGGAUGCGUUAGGGUGUUCAAAAACUUUUCCAAGUUGAGUGUUGGCAUUUGAAAUGUAUCCUGGCUUUAAACGAUCAACUGAUACUUUUUCUUUGCGUCCUUUCAAAUCCAAAGUGAAAUAUUUGUCAUGGGUAUUCAAGAUCUUGAAUGGACCAUCAUACGGUCUCUGAAGUGGUUUUCUCUGCGCGUCGUGGCGAACAUAAACAUAUCCCGUUGCAGCAAGAUUGCUAGGUACAUGGGACGUAUGACUCCCGUGGUAGUUGGAAACUGUUGGUUCCAUACUGCGCAUUGUCUUUUGUAAUUGCUGAAGAAAAAUGGAAUCGGGUUCUAUUGUCUGGGCAUUCCGUGGUUGGAAAAAUUUGCCUGGUAGUCUGAGUGUGGUCCCAUACACCAACUCUGCUGGUGAACAACCUGGAUCUAUCUUCCACGAGGACCUUAUCCCUAGCAAUAUGACUGGUAACUCGUUGAACCAAUUAGAUCCAGUGACCCGAGACUUCAAAGAUGCCUUGAGCUGGCGAUGAAACCUUUCAACCAUGCCAUUUGCUUGUGGGUGGUAUGCUGUGGUAUGAUGAUGUUCAACUCCUAAGAGCUUGUUGAACUCUGACCAUAAGGUUGAAGUGAAUUGUGGCCCUCUAUCAGAUGUUAUUUCUUCUGGGACUCCGAACUUUGAUAUCCAAUGAUGUAAAAGUGCGGAUGCACACGUUGAGGCUUGGGUGUCUGGUAAGGGUAUCGCAUCCGGCCACUUAGUGAAACGGUCUACUACUGUAAGAAGGUAGGACAUACCAUGACAGUUUGGAAGCGGCCCGACUAGAUCAAUAUGCAAACUUUUGAACCUCGAGGUAGGGGGUGCUCUAUUUACCAAGGGCGCUCGAGUGUGGUGAUGAAUCUUCGAAGAUUGGCACGGAUGACAUUCUUUACACCACUGUCGUAUCUGUCGCUUCAUAUCGAACCACACAAAACGUUCAGUAAUGGCUCUCUGUGUUGGCUUAACCCCAGAAUGACACACACUAUGAACGUGAUCGAACACUUUUCUUGUCCACGAUGAAGGUAUGACCGGCCUCGCUGUUCCUGUUGAAACAUCACAAAGUACUCUCGCACCAUCAGACUCCACAUAUCGAAACUCCAGACCGGUGUCUUUGGAGAGAUAGGUGUCCAUUUCUCCCGAAUCACUCUGAGCUUUAGCCAGCUGGCUAGGGGUUCCUAAGGGGAAACCAUCUGGAACGGCCUGUGUGCUGCAAAUCCUGGAUAGAGCGUCUGCCACCACAUUAAAUUUACCCUUGAUGUGUUGUAUAUCCGAGGUAAACUCGGCUAUAUAUGACAUGUGACGAGUUUGACGUGGGGAUCGGUCUGCCUGGGAUUGAAAUGCUGUUGUGAGUGGCUUAUGAUCAGUGAACAAUUUGAAAGCUCUUCCUUCCAAAAAGUAUUUGAAGUGUUUGAUAGCGCUGUAUGCAGCCAGUAACUCCCUGUCAAAAGCACUAUAUUUCUGUUCAGCAUCUGAGAGUUUCCGAGAGAAAAACGCUAUGGGUACCCAAGUGCAACCAUGUCGUUGUUCUAACUGUGCGCCUAUAGCUUUGUCAGAGACGUCUACUGUGACAUUGGUUGGAGCGUCAGGUCGAGGGUGAUGAAGGAGGGUUGCCGUGGCUAAGGUUGCCUUCGCUUUGUCAAAAGCUGCUUGACAGCUGUCAUCCCAUUCAAUCUUUUGUCCUUUACCACUUGCUUGGGCAUGUAAUGGAGCCAAAUGUGAGGCGAUGUUGGGCAGGAAUCUGUGAUAAUAGUUGAUCAUGCCUAAGAAACGUUGUAGACUUGUACGAUCUUUUGGUGGCUCACAGUUGCGGAGUGUGUUGAUGCGGUCUGGUAUGGGAAAAAUACCUUUCGUGGUGAUGCAAUGUCCCAGGAAAUCCAGCGUCGGUACUCCAAAAAUACAUUUAGCUUUGUUGAUCUCUAGCCCAUUGUCUUUCAGGAUUUGAAACAAUACCCUGAGGUGUUCUUUAUGCUCCUUUUCAGAAUGACUUGCCACUAUAAUGUCAUCCAGAUAAACGAACGUGAAGGGUAUAUCUCUCAGCACACCGUCCAUUAGACGUUGGAAUGAUUGGGCUGCAUUCUUCAAACCAAACGGCAUUCUGGUAAACUCCCACAAGCCAAAAGGUGUGAUAAUUGCUGUUUUGGGGAUGAAGGAUUCUGACAUCUGAAUUUGGUGGUAACCUCUGACCAAAUCUACUUUGGAGAAAAAUGUGCACCCUGAGAGUUUGAUGUUGAAAUCCUGUAUGUGGGGUAGGGGGUACCUGUCAUCAAGUGUUUGACCAUUCAGUUGCCUGUAAUCCCCACAUGGUCUCCACGAUCCAUCUGUUUUGGGAACCAUGUGUAGCGGUGACGCCCAUGGCGACUUGAACCUUUGAAUGACCCCCAUCUUCUUCAUCUUGAAAAACUCUUCUUUUGCCGCCUCUAAUUUCUGGGUGUCUAAACGUCUUGCCCGUGCGCUAGUGGGUGGACCUUGCGUGACGAUAUGAUGUUCAAUACCAUGCUUGUUGAUAUGAGAAGUGAAUUGCGGGAUUAGUAUUUCUGGGAAUUCUUUCGCGAUGAUAUUUGAGUAUUCGUUGUGCGGCGACCAGGACAAACCGCCCACUGUGAGGAUCUGGCGACUGUCUUUAAGCUUGAUCGAAGCUUUGUCCAAUGAUAACAAUUGUUUUUGUCUUAGAUCUAUCACUAAGUUGUGUUUGGUAAAGAAAUCUGCGCCUAAGAUAGGUCUGGUUACCUCAGCCAAGACAAACUCGUGGGAAUAAAUGUGAUUGGUUCCCAAGUGAAUUGUGAAAGUUCUUUUACCCCAAGUCCUAAUGCGCGUGCCGUUGGCUGCAGCUAGGGGUUCUGACAUUAUUUUAUGUUGUCUGUCUUGUCUACUAGCAGGAAAAACGGAAAUUUCUGCCCCUGUGUCUACCAAGAAAAUCUUAUGUUACCUUUCACUUCCAACGGCGUAGAUCUCGUGGAUCCCCGGGCGCCCGGCGACUGCUGUGUGUUGUCUCCGUUACGGUUAGGACUGACGCUCUCUCUUCUCACGUUGAGUUUUUAGUCUCCAGUCGAUCUUGUUUGUACUCAUCAGUGCACGGGGAAAAACUGCUACCCGUGCACAACCAAUUGGCCAGAAAGUCGCCCCCAAAACUAGUCAAGUUUUGGAGACGUGAAAGGCUAAAAUAUUGGCCCUACACUACUUCUCUUUUUAAAAAAUUUGGUAUUACAUUUUUUUUCAAUUUGCUUUCUGGUGUAGCAUUCAUGUUGAUCAUCAGCAAACUGAAAUUCAACUAUACGGUACAAAAUAUUAGAAAAGCAAAGAUUUUAUAUUUCAUAAAUGAUUGCUAAUGUAGACUACACAAAUAUAGAACCUUGCCCUGUUCAGAAGUUUUUAGUGCUCUAUUUCUAGCUCAUAACCAUAUCAUUUUUUGGGGCAGCACUCAGACUCAAGUUAUAGCAUCAAACACACAUUGUCAUCUGUGAUUAGAAUAGCCAUGGUGUGCAAAAUAUUUGAGUUCUUUUAUUCUUCGUAUGGGGAAGCUUAUUUUGUGGAGUAGAGCCUCUUGCAAUGUUACUACUUGAAAUGGAUGCUGUUUUGCACUCAACCCUGGUUGGUGACAUUUAAUGGAUACCUGGAGGUGUCAUCUCUAGCUCAGAGGUAGAUGUGCAAUGGCCUGCCAUUGCUAACGGUCACUAUAGCUUGUUCACUUUCGUCUGAUCGCAUUUAAAUCAAGAUAAAAAGCAAAUCACUCUGUUCAAUCUUCCCAGGUCUUUGCAUGCAAGUCUAAAAGUUGAAUGACCAACAGAAUCUAAAAACUCAUUCAUAAAUGUCACUGCAAACUAAGGUUCCAAUACAUAAAUUUCUUUGAUGUUUGCCUAAAGCGAGCGAAAAAGUAAUAGGGGAUUUUUUACAGCUUACACCUGAAACUAAAAGGUUACCAUAUUUUCAUCAACACUACAUUUUAAUUAAGAUAUAUACACCUUUGAUUCUAAAUUCUAAGAAACAUGGUCCAACACAUGGGUGAACACUUUUCGAGACUCUCGUGGAUAAGUCUGGACAGCCGUAGGAAGUAAUCUACACGCUGACACUGAAAUGAGGGGGCAGGGUGGUGUCGCUGUCUCAAAAUGAGCAAUUUGUAGGCUAAGUUACUGUCACUGUAAAUGAUUUAUUUAAGUGACCCUGUGCAUGCACCCAACGAGUGGUUUUUUAUAUUGGGCCCAAAUAGUGAAACUUAAAAAAAAAUGGAACUAGGCUUAUUAAAGAUUUUUUUGUUUGGUUGCUGGCCUGCAGAAGUGUCAUGCAAAGUUUCGCAGUCACAGAUAAAUUUAAAGAAAUGGGCUAGAAUCUUUAAACGCAGACAGACGAAAGUGAACAAGUUAUAUCUUCCGUCAUACGCUCUGUCAUACUAAGGCCAGUUUAUGCUUUGAUGUUAUCGCUCCACAUUGUUCUUUCUCCACCCUUAGUUCUUUUGUCCCGUAUCUAGCCUUCAACUUCAAGCAUUUACUGUCAAUCGCACACACUCCAUCUUCAUCGAUCUCUUUGAAUCUCUUUUCAUACGUGUGUGCUGCUUUGCAUAAAAUUGUAUCCUCUUUUAUCCUCCAGUUGUACUGAUAAGAAGUAUCUGGUGUGUUUGUCUGCACAUCUGUCAUUGAGUGUUUUUCUUUCAUAUGAAAUGCAAUAGACUUUGUCUAAGAUGGCCACCCAUUUUCGAGCAAAAAAGUGAAUGAAAAUUAAAAAUGCAAGAGGAAAUGGGAAGUGGCAUUUGUUCAGGUGAUUGUCUUAUAAUGUUAUAAUACAGGUGGCCAUUGAAAAAGGUUUGGUUGUAUAUAUUACUCUACUACUACUAUCACUUAGUGGUGUAGUUCUCAUUUAGAAAAUAAGAUUGUAAUAUGUUUAUUUUGUCUUUGUAUCAAUGCAUCAAUACAUGACACAAAGUGUGACUCAGUGUAUGUGUGCGUGCUUGUGUGCAUGCGCGCAUGUGUGAGUUGUGUGUGUGUGUGUGUGUGUUUGUGUGUGUGUGUGUGUGUGUGUGUGUGUGUGUGUGUGUGUGUGUGUGUGUGUGUGAGACAGAGUGUCUGGGAUCACCCAACAAAUUACAAAGUAGGCCUUCAAUUUUAUGCUGUUGCGCUAUUUUUAUAUGAUUAAUAUAAGACUGUGAUAUUAAUAAAUAUUAUUACUUUGCA